AUGGAGGAUUCUGGUAGAAUCAACCUAGGAGUAGGCUGCGGCUCUGCCAUCAGCUUUGGACCACAUGACUUAGAGGGACUGGAGCUGCCUCAUGAUGAUGCCCUCAUCAUCAUAGCCAUCAUUACCAAUAGCCACGUGGCCAGGGUCUUCAUUGACACCGGGAGCUCUCUCAACGUAUUAUUUAGGACUGCUUUUGAAGAAAUGCAGAUCGACGCCAGCGAGCUCCAGCUGGUGGCUACUUCUUUAUAUGGUUUUACUGAAGAUCAAGUCCCCGUGGGAGAGCAGGUCAGGGAAGUUAAAGGAGAGCAGUGGGUUUCUCGGCAAUGCUAUAUUUACAUGGUUAAAGUGGAGGCUCGCAAGGCACAAAGGACUCAGGACGGGGUCGUGCAUGCCAUUCAAGAAGAGCCUAUGCCUAUGGUGGAAGAGCUCAUCCCCUGGGAGGAAGUCCAGCUGUAUCCUGAGCGCCCAGAGAGUCUCACUCGUAUAGCCGGUGACUUGUCACCUGAGCUUAAAGAAGAAUUGAUCCAGUGCUUGACCCGCAACAGGGAUGUCUUCUCCUGGUCUACGCAGAAUUACCAGGGGAUUGACCAGCUGGUAGAUUCAACCACCGGCUAUGAGAGGAUUUUGCAUGCUGGAUGCUUAUCAGGGGUACCAUCAGAUCCCCCUGACCCUAGAGGAUCAGGAGAAGCCACAAACCUGAUAGCCGACGUGGAGGAGACUUGCGGCACCCUCCGACAGUAUGGGUUAAAAUUGAAUCCCUUGAAGUGUCUAUUUGGAGCCAAAAGAGGGAAAUUCUUGGGAUACUUGGUGACGGAGCAGGGAAUUGAAGCCAACCCUGAGAAGGUACAAGCACUCUGGGACAUGAGGGCUUCCCAAAACCUGAAGGAGGCUCAGAAGUUGGUGGGAAGGAUAACAGCCUUGUCCAGAUUUAUCUCCGAAUCAACAGACAAAGCGGCACCCUUCUUUAAAGUGCUUAGGAAAGCUUUUAAAUUCCAAUGGGACGAGGAAUGCACAUGGGCUUUUGAAGAGCUGAAAAAAUAUUUGGAGACUUUACCUUCUUUAUUCAAGCCUAUUACAGGAGAGCCGUUCUGGGUCUACCUGUCAGCCACCCCUAAGGCCAUGAGGGAGGUGUUAGUAAAAGAGCAGGACAAUAUACAACAGCCAGUGUACUUUUUUAGUCAUCUAUUGAAGGGGGAUGAGUCUAAAAACACAGCUCUGGAAAAGUUGGUUUACGGACUGGUGUUCAUGGCCCAGCGUCUAAGGCCUUAUUUUCAGGCACAUCCCAUCACGGUCUUGACUAAUAAUAUCAUGGGUAAAGCCCUUACCAAUGUAGAGGUUGCUUGCCAGCUUAUCAAGUGGGCGACAGAAUUGGGAGAGUAUAAUAUAGUUUAUCAACCUCACACGACUAUUAAAGCGCAGGCCUUAGCUGAUUUCUUGACCGAGAUUCAUCAAACUGAUUCCGAAGAAACUUGGAAGUUGAACUUAAGAGCCACUAACAACGAGGUAGAGUAUGAGGCUUUAUUGGCAGGGCUGCAGGCAACCCGACAUAUGGGAGCUGCCCGAGUAAUCAUCUACUCGGAUUCUCAAUUAGUAACCCAGCAAGUAGCAAGAAACUUUGAGGUCAAUAGUAAUAAGCUGCAGGUAUAUCGAGAGGCUUAUGAGAAAAUGAAAGAAGAGUUCAAGGAGGUCACGGUGAGCAAGAUUCCCAGAACAGAGAAUGGCCGAGCUGACGAGUUAGCCAAAAUGGCCAGUUCUCUGACCACAUGGGUCUUGGAUAGGUCAAUAGCACAGACGUUUCUCAUAGCCCAGAUAGAUCUUCAGAAUAACAUGGAGGAGCUUAUUGAUUGGAGAGCGGCAAUAAUUAGUUACCUUCAACAAAGUAUCCUACAAACUGACCUGGAGGAAGAACGACUAGUUAGGAAAAAGGCUCACGCAUACACCAUGAUAGGAGAUUAG
Messenger RNA from Zingiber officinale, 1956 nucleotides. RefSeq lists its product as uncharacterized. The transcript is spliced from 6 exons. Bases 1 to 1956 code for a protein of 651 amino acids. Gene Ontology annotation, molecular function: nucleic acid binding; RNA-DNA hybrid ribonuclease activity. NCBI's taxonomy places the organism in Eukaryota, Viridiplantae, Streptophyta, Magnoliopsida, Zingiberales, Zingiberaceae. The record is from RefSeq and is a predicted model, not a curated record.